AUGGUGAAAACUAGAGGAAAUGGCUCUCGGUCUAUCAAGGAUUUGAAGGCUGGCUCGUUGACUGCAUCUCCAUCUCUCACCAAGAAAAAGGCUCGAAAGACCAAAAUUCAUUCUGACUCCUCAGAAUCCCCUGAUGUUCUUGCACCCAAGAAAAAAAGCAAAGGAUGGUUCCAGGUCUCCUCUUCUCAAAAAUAUCCUUGGUCCAAAGGUACUAAUCCUUCAGAUUCCACUCCAAAGGUCUCUUCUCCCAUGGGUUCCACUCCACGUUCCAAGUUUCGGUCGAAGGUGAAGAAGAUUCCUCCACCCUGUUCCUCUUUUGAAACUGAUCCAUCUGAAGCUUUUGUUCCCUCUGAUGACGAUCCCCUUGAAGAUGAUUCCUCUAUUGAUGAUGAUGUUGCAUCUGAAGCCGAGUUUGACCCAUCAGAGGACCCUCAUGUUUCUCCAAAGGGCAAGAAAGCUGUGAAAAUUCCUGAGAUUCACACAAAAGUGUUUGGGGUCAUUAAGAAUAUUGAGGAUCGAGGGUGGUUAGGUUCUUUAACUGGGUUUGAUGGUUUUGUUCCUCGCAUUGUUCAAGAAUUCUAUGCUAAUCUUAAUGAUGAUUUGUUUGAUAGCAAGUCUUUUAUGUAUGGUCAAGUUUAUGUUCGGGGUAAUUGGUAUUUGUUUAGUGCUGCUGAGAUUGCCAAGGUUCUCAAUUUGCCUCCUCCUGUUAUCAAUGUUGUUGUGGAGUUCAACAAGGACAAGGUUCUAUCUCAGUUGGUGGGACAGAAUAUGGUUUGGGAACAACACUCGGUUCUCAAGGUGACCGAUCUUACUCAUUACUAUGUCGUGCUUCACAAAUUUGCCACCAACAAUUGGAUUCCCACCACUCAUACCUCUACCAUUACCUUUGACACGACCUUCUUUCUGUACAAAGUCGGGACAGGUCUCCAAGUUGAUCUUGCCACACUCAUUUUUUAUCAGAUCAUUGCCUUAGGAAAAGCCAAAAAGAAAGGCCAAUAUUUGGUGUUUCCUCUUUUGAUCUACAAGUUGCUUGAUUCUCAAAAAUCUCUUCGGUUGGAAUAUGAAAUCGUGACACCUCCCACUAUCGGUGUAGAUUACAAACUCAAGAAGGAAUCCUCAUCAGUCAAGACAACUAAAGGGAUUUCUCUCAAGGCUGGCGAUGCUGAUUCUGUCAUUACUGAACUCGCUGGUGUCAAGGCUGGCGAUGCUGAUUCUAUCAGAAAUAAAAUUGAUUUUGUUGCUGACUCAUCAGUUUCAUUUUCUGUCGACACAGAAUUCAUCUGGCUGGCUAAUUUCCAAAAUCAAAGGAAUUUGCAAAUUGAUUUCGAAGAUAUCAGAAAAUGA
Humulus lupulus (European hop) is the source of this 1344-nucleotide messenger RNA. RefSeq lists its product as uncharacterized. NCBI's taxonomy places the organism in Eukaryota, Viridiplantae, Streptophyta, Magnoliopsida, Rosales, Cannabaceae. The record is from RefSeq and is a predicted model, not a curated record. The transcript is spliced from 4 exons. Bases 1 to 1344 code for a protein of 447 amino acids.